AUGGGCACGGGGGAUUUUAUCUGCAUUUGCAUGACCGGAGGGGCGCCCUGGGGGUUCAGAUUGCAAGGGGGCAAGGAGCAGAAGCAGCCCUUACAAGUUGCUAAGAUCCGAAGCCAGAGCAAAGCCUCUGGGUCUGGGCUCUGUGAGGGGGAUGAAGUGGUUUCUAUCAAUGGCAACCCUUGUGCAGACCUCACCUACCCCCAAGUCAUCAAGCUCAUGGAGAGCAUAACGGACUCUCUCCAAAUGCUUAUCAAAAGACCAUCCAGUGGAGUAAAUGAGACUUCCAUCUCUGAAACUGAAAACAACCCCCCCGAGCAUCUCACUCAUGAGGGGCGCGUGGAAAGUACCACCCUGCAGAUUCGACCAGCCGCAAAGAACCAGCACAGAGAGUUGUACGUUGCCUCAGUCAGGAGUGGGGCUCCUCUAGCUGAGGACCAAGGGAGUGGUCCUGGCUUUUCUGGGAGCAUAAAAGAAGAAACAGGCCUGAGCUACCAUGUGGCACCCCCUAUGCCUGACUCCCAAACAGGACGCUUAGCAGACGAGAUUAUCUUAAGAGAGAAGGCAGAAGUUGGGCAGCCAGGCCCUGUGGUUGAGCUACAACUGUCCCUUUCACAAGAGAGACACAAGGUCACGAAUGUCCCCGUGGUGGCUCUCGUGGGAGCUGAAAAAUCCAAGUCUCCUGACCCAGAUCCUCCCCAUGUACACCACAGCGGGAUCGUCCACAUAAAUUCAGUCCCCACAAAGGAGAAAGGGGAGGCUUCUCUGAGGUCCAGCAAGAUAAUCCAGCUCUCCAGUGGCAAAGAGUUAAAAGUGAUCCAGGGAAGUGAAGCAGGAGACUCGGGGCUGCCCCGAGUGGAAGUGAUACUCGACUGCUUGGACAGGCAGAAGACGGAAGGGUGCAGGCUUCAGGCAGGAAAGGGGUGUGUGGAUUCUCCAGUGGAAGGAGGGCAGUCAGAAGCACCUCCUUCUCUGGUAUCCUUUGCAGUCUCAUCAGAAGGCACAGAGCAGGGAGAAGAUCCACGCUCGGAAAGGGAUCACAGCCGACCUCACAAGCACCGAGCGCGCCACGCACGGCUCAGGAGGAGUGAAAGCCUAUCAGAAAAGCAGGUGAAAGAAGCAAAAUCUAAAUGCAAAAGCAUUGCCCUCCUUCUUACAGAUGCCCCCAACCCCAACUCCAAGGGGGUGUUGAUGUUUAAGAAGCGUCGUAGGCGGGCCAAGAAAUACACCCUAGUUAGCUACGGCACUGGUGAACUUGAGCGCGAGGCAGACGAGGACGAAGGAGGUGACAAAGAGGAUACCUGUGAAGUAGCCUUUCUGGGCACGAGUGAAUCAGAGGUGGAUGAAGAGUUAUUGUCUGACAUUGACGGCAGCGCACAAGUUGUGAACUUUGACUGGGAUUCCGGACUAGUGGACAUCGAGAAGAAACUGAACAGAGGCGACAAGAUGGAGAUGUUGCCAGACACCUCAGGCAAGGGCGCCCUCAUGUUUGCCAAGAGGAGGGAGCGAAUGGAUCAGAUCACAGCCCAAAAAGAGGAGGAGAGGGUGGGUGGAGUGCCAAGCAGAGAACCCGAUGCUGCACAGUCGGAGGGCCUGAGAACCAUGGCUUCUUACCAAAGGAAGGAGGAAGAAUCUGUAAGAGUGCAGAGCUCUGUGAGCAGAAGCUACAUCGAGGUGAGCCAUGGUCAUGGCCAUGUGCCCCAACAGAAUGGCUUCAGUGGGGUGUCCGAAACAGCAGAGGCCCAGAGGAUGAUCCCUAUGAACAGAACAGCCAAACCCUUCCCGGGGUCUGUGAACCAGCCAGCGACCCCCUUCUCCCCAACCCGAAACAUGGCAAGUCCCAUGGCGGACUUCCCGGCGCCUCCACCUUAUUCUGCAGUCACACCUCCACCUGAAGCCUUCUCCAGAGCGGUAUCAAGUCCGGUAGCUGGCCCGGCACAGCCUCCUCCGUGGCCCCAGCCUGCCCCCUGGUCCCAGCCAGCCUUUUACGACCCAUCUGAGCGAAUAGCCUCCCGGGAUGAAAGGAUCGCUGUGCCCGCAAAAAGAACAGGAAUAUUGCAGGAGGCCAAAAGGAGAAGCACGACGAAGCCCAUGUUCACUUUUAAAGAGCCCAAAGUAAGCCCAAAUCCUGAACUCUUGUCACUUCUUCAAAAUUCGGAAGGCAAAAAGGUCGCUGGAGCCGGAGUCGAUUCCGGACCCGAAGAAGACUACCUCAGUUUAGGAGCAGAGGCUUGUAAUUUCAUGCAGAGCUCCUCGGCAAAACAAAAGACUCCGCCUCCUGUUGCUCCGAAACCCGCAGUCAAGUCCUCGUCCUCCCAACCAGGAACUCCAAUGUCUCCGGUCUGGUCCCCAGGCGUGCCUCCGACCCAGCCUCCUGCUUUCCCCACGUCCAACCCGUCGCAGGGCACCCGUGUCUCCUCCAUCAAAAUAGCCCAGCCUGCCCACGCUCCUGCCCGGCCCGCGAGCGCUCUGACCCUGGCUGGUCCCUUCAAAGGACCACAACCAGCAGUAGCCAGUCCCAACUACACACCUAAGCCGGCGGCUCCCACAGCAACAGUGAACGCUGCUCACGCUGGUGCAGCGGGACCAUCCAAUGAGCUCCCAGGAAUGAGUGGGAAAGGAGCCCAGCUCUUUGCAAAAAGGCAGUCGAGGAUGGAGAAGUAUGUGGUCGAUUCAGACACGGUGCAGGCCCAUGCUGCUCGCGCCCAGUCUCCCACUCCGUCCCUACCGGCCGGCUGGAAGUACUCCUCCAACGUCCGCGCACCUCCUCCUGUGGCCUACAAUCCUAUCCACUCCCCCUCCUACCCUCUGGCUGCUCUCAAGUCUCAGUCUCCAGCCCCACAGGCCUCCAAGACAAGCAAGAAAAAGGGCAAAAAACCCCUCAAUGCUUUGGACGUCAUGAAGCACCAACCGUAUCAGCUAAACGCAUCCUUGUUUACUUUCCAACCUCCAGAUGCAAAGGAUGGCCUCCUCCAGAAGUCGUCCGCCAAGGUCAGUCCAGUGCCAGCCAUGAAGCAAGCUCUUCCUCCCCGGCCCGUGAACGCUGCCUCGCCCACUACUGCGCAGGCCUCCUCUGUGUACUCGGUGCCCGCAUACAGCUCUCCGCCUGCGUUCUUUGCAGAGGCCACCUCACCGGUGAGCGCAUCCCCAGUGCCCGUGGGCAUUGCCACCUCUCCCAAGCAAGAAUCAGAGGCUACGUCUUACUUUGUGGCACCGAGGCCGAAGUUCUCAGCCAAGAAAAGUGGUGUCCCAGUUCAGCAGAUUGGACACUCCCUUUCUCUUCCUGGAAGACCAGUCCCACCCACCAUCUCCACAACAUCUCCUUGGGUAUUCCAGCCUGCUUAUAACUACUCUAGCAAACCAACUGAUGAGCUAGAGAAGGCAAACAAGAGACUAACUCCUUGGGAAGCAGCAGCGAAGUCUCCUCUUGGUCUAGUGGAUGAUGCCUUUAAACCCAGAAACAUCCAGGAAUCCAUUGUGGCAAAUGUGGUCUCAGCAGCUAGGAGGAAGGUGCUUCCAGGGCACUCAGAGGAUUGGAACGAGGGACUGUCCUAUGUUCCUCAAGCCCAGAAGGUGAAUGUGAGUGCAUUUGCAAGGCAAGAGUAUAAUGUUGCAUCUUUACCUAAUAAUAAUAUGUCCACCAACUCCCAAUAUGGUUCACAGUUGCCAUAUGCAUAUUAUAGGCAGCCUUCCAGAAAUGAUUCUGCAAUAAUGUCCAUGGAAACUAGGUCUGAUUACUGUCUUUCAAUAGCUGAUUGCAACUACAACCCACACCCAAGGGGAUGGAGGCACCAAACAUGA
Messenger RNA from Neomonachus schauinslandi (Hawaiian monk seal), 3798 nucleotides. It is a transcript of the gene SYNPO2, whose product is annotated as synaptopodin 2. The record is from RefSeq and is a predicted model, not a curated record. Gene Ontology annotation, molecular function: actin binding. Gene Ontology annotation, biological process: positive regulation of actin filament bundle assembly. The transcript has 5 exons. Lineage: Eukaryota; Metazoa; Chordata; Mammalia; Carnivora; Phocidae. Bases 1 to 3798 code for a protein of 1265 amino acids. Gene Ontology annotation, cellular component: stress fiber; nucleus; Z disc.